CUCUGCCUGCGGCGCUACGGCUACGACUCCAACCUCUUCUCCUUCGAGAGUGGCCGCCGGUGUCAGACAGGCCAGGCUCCAACCCAGGUCCCUUCUUGGAGACAUGCAUCACACAACCCACAGGAGAGAGCCAGGGCUCCUGGGCCAGAGCCCGUGGACAGAAGCAAGCAGCGACUCCUCCCUCUGCUACUGCAGUUUCAAGGAUCCCUGUUGCCCCCUAAGUAGGAGCAAACUUUUUUCUGAGCACCCAGCGUCUGAGGCAGGAGACUCUGGCUGCCAGGGGGCUGGGAGGCUCGGGGAGCAAGACUCCUGAGUCCUUGACGUGCAAGGGCCCACAAAGGCGUCCGUCUCUGCCCCGAGUCUCCUGUGGUGGUGGGUGUGAUGGUCUCUCCCUGCAGCACAGCUCAGGGGCUUCGGGCUGUUCCGUGAGGUCGGGGCCAGAGGCAGCCAUGGCUCUUGGCGGGAGUGGCGUGUCGGGGCUUGUCUUUCGGGAUGCAGACGUAAGCUCUGCCAAGGAAUCCUGCCUGGGGUUGUGGUGACUGCUGUUCAGGAUUGUGCCUGUGCAGUGGCUCUCUGAGUGAGGCUUCCGGCAAGGCAGCCCCGGGGGUUGUCUGCAGGAGGAGCCUUUCCCCCUGUGUCUCGUGUACCCUUAGCACGCCUCACGCAGGGGCAGGCAGUAUGGGCUGAGGCGAGAAAGGUGAGGCUGCUCUAGGCCCCAACACAGGAUUCUUCUGAAACUCCAGACCGCUCCGGUCUUUUCCAACCCUUGACAUAUGGGGGUACUUCAAGAAGUUCACAGGAAAUGGAGUUGAAGACAGAAGUGCAGGUGCCACCCUCGACUCUGGCCAGCGUGGCCCUUUUACCCAACGUCAUUCUCUCACCUCGGCCUGACAGUCUGUGUGGUGGACAUGUGCACCUGCACACCCCAGAGAGCCUUCUCUGAGCCCCAGGUCCCCUGUUAGAGCAGGGGGCGCAGGGUCCCACACCAGGCCAAGAGCCCAGGACACACUUGGCCCGCUGCGUGCCAGAUACUCAGCUUCCAGGACCUGGAACUGGCAGGGCCGGGAGGCUGGCUGCCCCGAGAACUUCCCUGUGUGCCUCCCAGCGCCCCUCCCCUUCCACACCAGAGUCCACGUUCUGUGAGGCCAUAGGCCUGGACAUGGAGGGGAGGGUGGGGGGGGCACAUUCCCUCUGGCCAGGCACUGGGCCAAAUACCCGGUGAACAGGGGGUGAGCAGGACAGACCUCCUGCCCUCGGAGAGCUCAGAGGCCAUGGGGUGUCGGGCCAAGGGCUGAUACCCCAGCUGGGCGGGGCUUGUCUUUCUGGGCAUGGGCGUGGGGUCCAGCGUGUCUGGUGGAAUCGUCCCACAUCCGGCGUUCUCCUGUGCCUCCUGGGCAUUUAUUCUCUCCCCAUCGCCCUGAACGCCCUUGUCCUUGUGCGAAAAAGCACAGCCGAAGUGGGCAUUCAUUCAUAAGACGGGGGCAGUGGACCGUGUGGGCGUGGGCAUGGGCGUGGGCAGCGUCCCCAGUGCUCUUGCAUUCUGCAGGAUACCGGGAAGAAUACUCAGGGUGGGAGAUGCGAUGCUGCCCCCUCCAGGCCCGGGCAUUGCUGCACGCCGCCGUGCAGCUGCUGGCUCCUGUGGGCCUUCCCCACCCGGCACAGGGUCCCAGGAGCCUCGUUCCUUCUCCUCCUUCUCCAGGGAUAUUUGCCUUCAAGUGCUCCCGGGCUGAGGAAAUCUUCAACCUCCUUCAGGACCUGAUGCAGUGCAACAGCAUCAACGUGAUGGAAGAGCCGGUGAUCAGCACCCGCAACAGCCACCCCACGGAGCUCGACCUCCCGCGGGGCCCCCAGCCGCCCAGUGCUCUAGGCUACACCGUCUCCAGCUUCUCCAACGGCUUCCCUGGCUGCCCUGGGGAGGGCCCACGCUUCUCAGCAACCCCGCGGCCUUCAGCCAGCAGCCUGCGACACCCCUCGCUCGGAGAGGAGUCCACACACACCCUCAUCGCCCCCGACGAGCAGUCCCACACCUACGUCAACACCCCGGCCGGCGAGGAGGACCAGCCCAGGAGCCGGCACUGCCUGCAGCCCCUGCCUGAGGGCCGGCUCCCCUUCCCCGCCCAGGCCCCCGGCCCCGACCAGCGGGAUCCGCAGGUGUUCCUGCAGCCGGGCCAGGUGAAGUUUGUGCUGGGCCCAACCCCCGCUCGGCGGCACGUGAUGAAGUGCCAGGGCCUCUGCCCGAGCCUGCGCGACCCCCCCCACCACAACAACAACGAAAGCCCCUCAGAGUGCCCUGCCCAGCCCAAGUGCACCUACGAGAAUGUCGGCGGGGGGCUGCGGCGGGGGGCUGGCUGGAGACUGAGCCCAGAGGAGCCGGGCUGGAACGGCCUGGCCCAGCGCCGGGCCGCCCUGCUGCACUACGAGAACCUGCCCGCCCUGCCCCCAGUGUGGGAGAGCCAUGCGCAGCAGCUUGGGGGGGAGGCCGGGGAUGACGGGGACUCGAGGGACGGGCUCACGCCCUCCUCCAAUGGCUUCCCCGACGGCGAGGAGGACGAGACCCCCCUGCAGAAGCCCACCAGCACCCGGGCCGCCAUCCGCAGCCACGGCAGCUUCCCUGUGCCACUGACCCGCCGCCGCGGCUCCCCGAGGGUCUUCAACUUUGAUUUCCGCCGGCCGGGCCCGGAGCCCCCAAGGCAGCUCAACUACAUCCAGGUGGAGCUGAAGGGCUGGGGUGGGGACCGCCCCAAGGGGCCCCAGAACCCCUCGGUCCCUCAGUCCCCCCUGCCCACCACACACCCUGCCCGCAGCUCAGACUCCUACGCCGUGAUUGACCUCAAGAAGACGGCGGCCAUGUCCAGCCUGCAGAGGGCUCUGCCCCGGGACGACGGCACGGCCAGGAAGACCAGACACAACAGCACCGACCUGCCUCUGUAGGGACGGCCCGGCCCCCACCUCACGCCCCCGCCCCGGGGCUGCGGGGCCGCUUUGCAGGAGGCCUCGAGGUGGGACCAGAUGCUUCCCAGCUGCCUGGAGCCCCCAAAGAUGUCAGCCACUGCGUCUCCUGGCCUCCACGCUGGAGAGAGGAGGGGUGACCGGGCGAGGAGGGCGCCUCGCCGUAAACUGUGAAGGGUCCCCUUGAUCGCGUUCACCCCCCGCCCGUGUCCAUUUGUCUCGUCCGUCUGCUGUCCGUGUGAGUUUUUUGGUUGGAACUUCGAAACAUUUUGUACCUGUUGAUUUUAUUUAUCAGUUUAUUUUUCUAUUUAUUGUUUUAAAUGUAAUUUAACAUAUUUAUUAUUAAUAUAAUUAUUUUUAAA
Messenger RNA from Lepus europaeus (European hare), 3311 nucleotides. It is a transcript of the gene FRS3, whose product is annotated as fibroblast growth factor receptor substrate 3. Gene Ontology annotation, biological process: cell surface receptor protein tyrosine kinase signaling pathway. The record is from RefSeq and is a predicted model, not a curated record. Gene Ontology annotation, cellular component: cytoplasm. Bases 1576 to 2931 code for a protein of 451 amino acids. The transcript has 4 exons. Lineage: Eukaryota; Metazoa; Chordata; Mammalia; Lagomorpha; Leporidae.